AUGUCCGAAUCGUACGGCGACGAUCCGCCGGUGCGCUUUCUGAAAUCGUACUCCAUGUUUUGUGGUUGGAAUAAUUCGUGCCUAAAAACGCCGGCAAACCAAAACAGUGAAGUAUCCCAGCUGCCGAUUCCAGCUGAUUUGAGUAUUGUUGAUUUAGAUAUUCCUUUCAGCUUAAUUUUCACAGUUGGGGCUACCGUGAAUUGCUACUCUAAUCUUGCAGUUUUAGCUGUUAUCACGUGGCAAGUUUUGUUCAUUUCGUUACCGAUUAUCUAUCUCGCUAUACGCUUGCAGGAUUUCGAUUGGAAAUAG
Messenger RNA from Striga asiatica, 309 nucleotides. The record is from the annotation of a GenBank genome assembly. NCBI's taxonomy places the organism in Eukaryota, Viridiplantae, Streptophyta, Magnoliopsida, Lamiales, Orobanchaceae.